Messenger RNA from Rhincodon typus (whale shark), 1541 nucleotides. Its product is annotated as membrane-associated phosphatidylinositol transfer protein 2-like. Bases 187 to 1248 code for a protein of 353 amino acids. Gene Ontology annotation, molecular function: phosphatidylcholine binding; metal ion binding; phosphatidylinositol transfer activity. The record is from RefSeq and is a predicted model, not a curated record. Gene Ontology annotation, biological process: phospholipid transport. The transcript has 6 exons. Gene Ontology annotation, cellular component: cytoplasm. Lineage: Eukaryota; Metazoa; Chordata; Chondrichthyes; Orectolobiformes; Rhincodontidae.
UUUAAGCUCUGAUGUGCUUCUUCUGAAAAGUGCCAACUCCAUUUAAAUGUCUCCUUUCGUUUCUUCCUCAGUUAGGUUUCAGUAUUCCAGCAAACCAGAAGGUAACAAGUGUCACUUUCUUUCAGAUAACAUUGUAGCUUUCUCUUUAUUCUAAUCAAUUUUUUUUGCUUUUCCAGCCUCAGUCCCAUGAACUCUGAUGAAAGCUGUUUGUCAAACAGCCAAGAUCACAUUCCACUGGCUGCACUUCCUUUGUUGGCAACAUCAUCUCCUCACUACCAGGAGGCAGUUGCUACGGUGAUUUUCAGAGCAAAUCAGGUGUACAGUGAUUUUAUCAAAUCUCAGGAGGGUGUCUCCUUUAGUGGCCAGGUAUGUUUGAUUGGAGAUUGUGUUGGGGGAAUCCUGGGAUUUGAUGCCCUCUGCUUCAGUAAUCAGACAGUCUCUGAGAGCCAGAACAGUAGCAGGAGAGGUAGUGUUGUGAGUGUGCAGGACAAUGAUCUAUUAUCUCCUGGUAUAGUUGUGAACAACAGCUGUAUGUGCAAUGCUUCCAACCUGGAAACCAGCAGGCAUCUCAGUAGAAGCAACAUUGACAUUCCUCGAAGCAGCAUGGAUAAUCCAAAUAAACAGCUGCCAAGAAAGAGGAGUGAUUCUUCAACAUAUGAACUUGACACAAUUAAACACCACCAGGCUUUUCUUUCAAGUUUGCAAUCUAGUGUGUUAAAGAAUGAUCCUGGGUCAAGGCGAUCUAGUGGUUCAACCAUGCUCGAAGGAGUAAACCCUGGAAAGUUUGAAUUUGAAGUGACUGACUUCUUUCUGUUUGGCUCCCCCUUGGGACUGGUCCUGGCAUUGAGGAAGACAGUGAUUCCCAGCUUGGAUGUCUACCAGUUGAGACCAGCAUGUCAACAGGUUUACAAUCUCUUCCAUCCAGCGGAUCCUUCAUCUUCCCGCUUGGAGCCACUUCUGGAGAAGAAAUUCCACCUGCUCCCACCAUUUAAUGUUCCCCGGUAUCAGAGAUUUCCACUGGGUGAUGGCAGCUCUGUUCUUCUGGACGUUAUUCAGUCUCACGCUGGCAUCCUCAUGGAAAGUUCAUCGCCAUCCUCCCCCUUAACAGCCCCAGUUUUCCGGGGAUUCCGGAGGGCAAGUGAAGUCAGCAUUGCCAGUCAGGUGUCGGGAAUGGCAGACAGUUACACAGCUUCCAACAUAGCGAAUAGUAAGUGCUGCUAUACGUCAAAAUAUCCUGUGUGUUAUUAGUAAACAUGAAUGGGAUUCCACUGAAUUUGCAGGAAACCCUGAUCCUGGUGUGGCACCAGGUCCCUGUAAUCUGUACAAUUGCAUGGGGUACCAAGCAGAUCCAGUGCAGUCACGUGUUGAUUAACAUGUGAUCCCUGAUCUUUCUGUCAACUGUUUUAUUGUAAACAUCCCUUUUCCAGGUCUCUCGGAUACAGACAUAAGUGUUGAUUGAGUAGGUAGUGUUCAUUAUUUUGAUUCAACAAACUGUUUCGAGGCAGUGUGUCCCCCACAAAGCAAAUUCAGCUCCUGCUCCU